Molecule: messenger RNA, 1172 nt
Organism: Acanthoscelides obtectus
Lineage: Eukaryota; Metazoa; Arthropoda; Insecta; Coleoptera; Chrysomelidae
Source: the annotation of a GenBank genome assembly
UGGUGAUUCUCGAGGACGUGCUUGUGGUUCGAUUGGUGGUGCGUACGGGUACUACGAUGGCAAUAAGGGUGGAUUCGGUGGUCGCGAUGGCAGUGGUGAGCGUGCUCGUAGGGAUAGUCGGAGCAUCGCCUAGGCUAAGGGUAAUACCCGACAACCUGCCUCUACCGCAACUGCUCACGCUGCCGAGCAAUGCGACCGCCAUCAGGAACGACAUCACAGACUCGUUCCAGUGCGAAGGUCGAGACUACGGAUACUACGCGGAUGUGGACAAUGACUGUCAACUGUUCCACGUGUGUCUGCCAGUCACGUACGCGGACGGACGUAACCAGACCUUCCGGUGGAGCUUCAUAUGUCCGGAGGAGACCGUCUUCAACCAGGAAAUGUUCACUUGUACUAGAGCCGACGAAGCUAUCGACUGUCAAGAAUCCCCAAGGUUCUAUGAGCUGAACAGGAAGUUUGGAAGUCAAGAAGAAGACGUAGGAGAACAGCAAGAACAACAGGUCGAAGUCACGGAAGCCACGAACUACUUAGAGGAAGCCUCGCCCAUACCAGAGGUUCCACAGAUCAUCGGAGGGAAAUUCUACAGGAGAUCUAGAACUCAACAAUAAAAAGAGUUUUACGUUUGGUUUCAUCUUUUCAUAUUAAAUUCUUUUCAUAUUAAAUUUAGAUAAAUCUGCCCCGACGGCAUGUUGAUGAUCUCCUGUAGGGUUAAAUGUAAGGGUAGCUUUGAAUGUCGAUAUCAUUGUUAUAAAAAUGCUUAGUCAAAGUGUGAUGAAAAAUUGUGCAACGUGCCGACGUAAUCAUACGUACUUAUGGUUUCUGAAUAGUCAUUGUUCGUAGUAAGUACGUUGUCAAUAUUGACUCGUGACUCUAUGGAUAUGCGAUUCACCUUAUUUUGAUAUGAGUGCUGACGUCACUGUAUAGACUUAUCAUAAUACCAAAGAUAGUGCCGUUGCGAGGGCACAAGAAUCUAAAUUGUAUGACUUGAAUAAAUUGAUCUUUUUGUAACGUUAUAAGUGUUUUCUUCUUUACGUGCUGAUUGUACACAAGCUAACGAGAUGAAUGACGACAAGUAGGUUGAAUGCUGUACCGGGUGGGUCGCCGGCUGUAUCUCGGCUCAGCCUAGAGGUAUCAGUAAAAAAAAUGUAUGACAAAAGUGGCCAAGAGUAAAG